Molecule: messenger RNA, 327 nt
Organism: Caenorhabditis briggsae
Lineage: Eukaryota; Metazoa; Nematoda; Chromadorea; Rhabditida; Rhabditidae
Exons: 2
Coding region: 1-327 (108 amino acids)
Source: RefSeq, a predicted model, not a curated record
AUGUUCAACCUAUUUUACAUCCUGUUCUGCGCUCUUACCAUCUCUGCUUUUGCUGCUCCAUUAACUGAAGAGGAAGCAAGUGCGGAGCUUCGAGCAGCUGGAAUGACUCAAGCAAGUAUUGACGGAUUGGAUGCAUUGACCAAAAGAUUCUUUUCCGAAUUUCCAUUGGUCAAAUUCGAUAAAGAAACAACCAAUAAUUAUAUCGCCAAAUAUAGAACUGAUGCUGAGAACUACAUCAAAUCCAUGCCUGAAAAUGACCAAACCAUCUACAAUAUCUACCGGAAGAAAUAUGGACUUGCUUCAAUUUCUGACGUUUUUCUGAAAUAA